AUGACUGAAAAUUCAACCAAAAUAGGCUUCUACGGCUUUGACAAUCCUGCCUUAAUAUCAUCCAAUGGUAACCUUGACAACAAUAUACCCCAAGAAAAGAAAUCCAGUAUCAAUGAAAAUGAGGAGGAGGUUCAAGAACGAUCCCAAUGGGGCAGUGGGCUCGAAUUUCUUAUGUCUUGCGUUGCCAUGUCAGUUGGUUUGGGUAAUAUAUGGAGAUUUCCAUUCAUAGCUAACAGAAAUGGCGGAGGGGCCUUUCUUAUACCAUACAUUAUCGUUUUGACUGUAAUAGGAAGGCCGAUGUACUACAUGGAAAUGGCUCUAGGACAGUUUUCUAGCAGGGGAUGUGGAAAAAUGUACCAAACAUUAAGUCCUGUUUUCAGAGGUAUUGGAAUUGGCCAAGUCAUUGGUUCUACCUGUGUGGCCUCUUAUUAUUGUAGUCUUAUGGCAAUAACCUUUUUUUACCUUAUUAAUUCAUUUACUAACAAUUUUCCAUGGACAACUUGCCAGGAUUCUUGGAGUAACUAUUUAAAUUCAAGAAAUAUAACCUGUGUGGAUAUAAACAAUCCUUCUAGUGUUGGGAAUAUCACUAUAAGUUCUUCAGAAAUGUAUUUUAGGAGAGAGGUUCUAAAAGAAAGUGACGAUAUCAGCGACGGUAUCGGACUACCCGACUGGCGAUUGACCCUUCUUCUUUUACUGUCAUGGUUUAUAACUUUCUUGGUAUCAGCGAGAGGGAUAAGAAGUUCAGGCAAAGCUUCAUAUUUCUUAGCUAUAUUUCCGUACGUGAUCAUGAUAACUUUAUUAAUUAGGGCAUCAACUUUGGAAGGGGCUGCUGAAGGGAUGAUGUAUUUCAUUGAAACUGACUGGUCCAGACUUUUAGAUGCUGAUGUAUGGUACGCCGCAGUUACACAAUGCUUUUUUUCACUUAACGUUGGUUUUGGAAAUAUCAUAACACUUUCCUCUUUUAAUAAAUUCGACCACAAUAUAAGCAGAGACGCGUUGAUUGUAACCACUUUGGACACAUUUACAUCACUCUUAUCUGGAAUAACGAUUUUCGGAAUACUUGGAAACUUAGCUCAUGAAAUGGGCAUUAGUCCAAGUGAAGUUCUUUCAGCCGGUGGUGGCACUGGUUUGGCAUUUAUUUCUUAUCCAGAUGCUCUUUCUAAGUUUACAUUUGCACCGUGGUUAUUUGCUAUAGCAUUUUUCUUUAUGCUAUUCGUUCUUGGAGUAGGAAGUCUAGCAGCUCUUCAUGGAAACGUGAACACUCUGAUCAAGGAUUCAUUCCCUACUCUUCCCGACUGGAUUAUAGCUGCCAUCACAGCAACUGGCUUAUUUUUGAUUGGUUUGAUUUACAUUACACCAGGUGGACUAUAUAUAUUGGACUUGGUAGAUCAUUUUGGUGGAACUUUUGUAAUAUUUGUAUGUGUCAUUUUGGAAGUUUUGGCUGUUUGCGGUCUCUAUGGUGUUGACAAUUUAUGUGCAGAUUUGGAAUUUAUGACGAAAAAAAAAGUUAGCAUUUACUGGAGAGUCUGCUGGAGUAUAAUUGUGCCAGUAUUAUUGAUUGUAAUAUUCAUCUAUUUUCUCGCUACGCUGAAGCCCAUGACUUACGGAAUAUAUGACUUAUAUUAUCCAGUUGGACUAAAUGUAUUUGGUUGGGGAAUAUUAGCAGGAACAGUGGUUCAAAUAAUAGGAUGGUUAAUUUAUUAUCUUUAUGCCAACCGGAAAUAUCCCUGUAGCAAGAUAAUACCAAAGACCUUUUCGAUGGAAACUUGGGGACCUGAUGGUCAAGUCAGAACAGAAGAGUGGAAAAAAUUCAAAGAGAAGAGAUUAAACGCAACAAAAGCCAGAGGUGGUUCGUGGAUAACGAAAAAAUUAAACGUGCUAUUAGGAAGGUGA
Molecule: messenger RNA, 1893 nt
Organism: Psylliodes chrysocephalus
Lineage: Eukaryota; Metazoa; Arthropoda; Insecta; Coleoptera; Chrysomelidae
Source: the annotation of a GenBank genome assembly